CCGCUAGCUGCGGUUGCCUAGCAGCGGGCCGCUGUAGCCGUUACGCGGCGCGUGGCAUUCGUAGCCCCAGGAGCCAAUCGGAUUGCGGACGGGUAGGUGUGGGAGGAGCCGCGGCGACCGGCCAAUCCGCGGCAGGCGCGGCGCGUUUUAAACGUCUCUCCGGAGGGGAAAAAGCUGCGUGUUUACUUUGCUCGACGAGCGGCGGAAGGACGAUGCCGAGUCGCCCCGAGGACUACGAGGUGCUCCUCACCAUCGGCGCUGGCUCCUACGGCAAGUGCCAGAAGGUGCGGCGGAGAGUGGACGGCAAGGUUUUGGUCUGGAAAGAACUUGACUAUGGAUCUAUGACAGAAUCUGAAAAGCAAAUGCUUGUUUCUGAAGUGAACUUGCUCCGUGAACUAAAACAUCCAAAUAUUGUCCGGUAUUAUGAUCGUAUAAUUGACAGGACAAAUACAACGCUUUAUAUUGUGAUGGAAUACUGUGAAGGUGGAGAUUUGGCAACUCUGAUUGCAAAAUGUACAAAAGAAAGACAUUACCUGGAUGAAAUCUUUGUCCUUCGAGUUCUCACUCAGUUGACCUUGGCCUUGAAAGAGUGUCACAGGCGGAGUGAUGGUGGCCACACUGUUCUUCAUCGGGACCUGAAGCCAGCAAAUAUCUUCCUUGAUGGCAAGAAGAAUGUGAAGCUAGGUGACUUUGGCCUGGCCAGGAUACUUCACCAUGAUACCAGUUUUGCAAAAACCUUUGUUGGAACCCCAUAUUACAUGUCUCCAGAGCAAAUAAAUCGCAUGUCCUACAAUGAGAAAUCAGACAUCUGGUCUCUGGGAUGUUUGCUCUACGAAUUGUGUGCGUUGUCGCCUCCAUUUACAGCCUUUAACCAAAAACAGUUAGCAGAAAAGAUAAGGGAAGGGAAGUUCAGACGAAUCCCAUACCGUUAUUCAGAUCAGCUGAAUGAACUUCUCACAAAAAUGCUAAACCUAAAGGAUUACUGUCGGCCAUCAGUUGAAGAAAUUCUACAGAACUCUUUGAUAGCAGACCUGGUGUCUGAGGAGCAAGGACAAAUCUUGGAGAGAAGAGGGCGACGAUCAGGAGAGCAAGAUAAAAUAGAAAGACUUUCAGGAACUCCAGUGAAUGAGCUGAAACUGAAAGAACAGCAGCUACAAGAGCGGGAGAGAGCCAUAAAAGACAGAGAACACAGACUAGAACAGAGAGAGCGGGAGCUAUGUGUUCGGGAGAGACUAGCAGAAGACAAACUGGCUAGGGCUGAGAACCUGAUGAAGAAUUACAACUUAUUCAAGGACCAGAGACUAUUGCUACCAGCAACUAGCCCAGAUGAUGAAGUGUUGCAAGACUUUCCUACAAGAAAAAAGAAGGUCCAGUUUGGUGAUGAAAGUAAAGAAAAUGUUCAAUCUGGGGACAGCCUGGAGAAUUUUCCCCUCUCAAAAGAAAAGGGCAGUAACUUGAAGAAGCGUCUCUAUGCUGCUAAUCUGCGUGCUCAAGCUCUGUGUGAACUGGAGAAACACUAUCAGCUGAAGAGCCGGCAGCUCCUUGGAAUGCGCUGAGAAUGUGUGCAUAUAUGCUGUGCUGUGUACAGAAUUGUGAUGUUUUUAUAGAGACUUUUAAGUUUGUUUCUUGUGGUGUUUAUGAUGAAAAGCUGGGUAGGUUGAUUUUAGAAAAGCUGCUAAAACAUUAUUUUAAACUAUGCCAAAAUAUAGAACAUGGUAGUACAUGUGUGGCUCUGUCCUAAGACACGUUGCAUUCUUAUGCACUCGGCAGCUUGGAGUGUUGCAUCAAUAGUAGACGGACAUAUCUCCAACAUUAAACAUUCAUGGAGGAGGUGGGUAGUUAAAUAGAUUAAGGUUUUUUAAUGAUUAGGAUGUGAUUUUAACAAAGAGCAUAACACUGUUGAUUAAGGAAGUAAAUCUGCUCUAUCAAAAGAAAGAAUGUUUUAAAAAAUCUGCCUUGCUUUUUUAUUCUGUUAAGCCUCUUCUUGAAUCUCUUAUUUAGGUUCAUGGGACAGUUGAAUGCUUUAUGAGCAUAAUGUUUCACCUAGCACAAUGUCUGUUUUUCCCCCAUUAGCCAUUACAGAAUUUGGAUUAUUGCCAUUAUGGAGUUCUCUGAAAUAAUGAUACAUUGCUUAAUAGAAAAGAACAAAACACGUGCAUAAAAAGAGAUCAGAACUCAAAAGUGUGUUUCAUGUGUUCUUAGCCAAUGUUUGGUUACCAGAUGGAACUGAAUAGAAAUCAAAAUCUGACUGGAGGAAAACUGCAAGCACCGUACAGGUAGUUUGCUAGUGUUAAAGGCUGAUCUCGCAUGGGAGUCUUUAUACAUUAAACAUCAAAUAAGAAAUCAAAUGGGAAGCAAAUUGUUUGUUGUUCAGAUGUGACGGU
Messenger RNA from Elgaria multicarinata webbii, 2384 nucleotides. It is a transcript of the gene NEK2, whose product is annotated as NIMA related kinase 2. Lineage: Eukaryota; Metazoa; Chordata; Lepidosauria; Squamata; Anguidae. The transcript is spliced from 9 exons. Gene Ontology annotation, molecular function: ATP binding; protein kinase activity. Bases 213 to 1556 code for a protein of 447 amino acids. The record is from RefSeq and is a predicted model, not a curated record. Gene Ontology annotation, biological process: protein phosphorylation.